Messenger RNA from Trichoderma atroviride IMI 206040, 1434 nucleotides. RefSeq lists its product as uncharacterized. The record is from RefSeq and is a predicted model, not a curated record. Lineage: Eukaryota; Fungi; Ascomycota; Sordariomycetes; Hypocreales; Hypocreaceae.
AUGGCGUCUCAGCCGCUGCACCAGAGCCCGCCCAAGAGGCCGCGCCUGUCGCUCAAGAUCAACACCUCCAGCCCCUCCGUCGCCAGCAGGCCGACAAGAGGCUUCCAAGUCGACCCUACCGACCGCACCGCUUGCAACACCUUGUCCAACGUCUACGCAACUGCCAUUGAGAGAUCUACGCCAGUCCAAGCAGAGCCCCUCACAGCCAUCAACACGCUACAGUGCCUGUCGUUGAAGACACCAGUUGUGUCUCGAGGCCCCAAGCUGACGCUCAAGACUCCCAUCAAAACUCCAUAUGUCGCCGAUUUUCCAGCGACACCUACCACGGACACAUCAGGCUCGCCGCCGCAGCAGAUGGAGAUUGCCUUUCCCAGCACCAUGACGCCAACACCUCCCAUGUCUGCUGGCGCCGUUGACUCCAACGGACCCAAAGCCUUUUCUUUCUCACCCAAGGACCUCUCUUCUAGAGCCAGGGGAUAUACGGUGGCCUCUCCUUGCUCUCCCGUCGAGCCUCUUCUUUCUAGACGGCACAUCAUCCCGUUCAAUACUGGUGCUCCGGCACCUUAUACUCACCCUCACACUCUCCACAGCAUCUUGCGAAACUCUCCUCUUCCUCCCAGGACGGCCAUCCCCCCUUCACCGAGGCGGCAGUCCUUGAGAUUGCAAGAAAGAGCCGCAAAGCGAGUGGGCUACAACAACCCUCUAACCCAGACCAUCAUCACCAACAAGUACACAAAGUCACACAUCGAUCUUCUCGUCGAGGAGGCUUCACCUGCCUCGCCGUCAUUUUCGCCCAUCGGACUCGACAGGGGGAUCAACCUGAAGCAGGCAUUCUCGCCCAACGAAAUCGAAAAUGGGGGCCAGACGCCAGGCCCCUUUGAGGACAUGCGACGCAAGCUUGCGGCUUUGAGUGGCAGUGCAACAUCUUCGCCCUCGACAACGCCCGGCGGCAGCAGCAGCAGCAACGGAGGCAUCCGCAAACGCAAGCGCAAGGAGAAAAAACGCCAGUGGGUCUGGACAAUUGGCGUGGCCGACGAGGAAGAGGAAGAUGACGAACGCGUCGGCGGCGCAAUCGCUACUUCGAGGGCUGAGGCAUCUGCCUCUGCAAGGGCCAGGGCCAAGAUGCCCAGCAGCAGCGGCCACGACGAUGAGGCUGUGCCCAGGGCCGCGGUGGAGGUGCCCGAUAUCCAGAUGGUGCCUGACACACCGACGGCAAGCAUCGAGAGCAGUGCCGAUUCGGCCAUUGACAUUGACAUGUCUGACGCUAGCAGCGUCAUUUCGGAAGAUUUCCAGGGCUUCUCUGGGCCUUCCCUGGGAUAUGAUCUCGACAUGAAGACGCCGACGGAGCCCAGGGCGCAGUGCAAUAAGCGGAAACGGGAUACGCCCAUUCCAGAGCUAGCUGAGGCGCAGGACGCAUCCGUAAGCGUGAGCUAG